Messenger RNA from Sclerotinia trifoliorum, 1700 nucleotides. NCBI's taxonomy places the organism in Eukaryota, Fungi, Ascomycota, Leotiomycetes, Helotiales, Sclerotiniaceae. The record is from the annotation of a GenBank genome assembly.
UUUCGCGAUAAUUCCGCGCGGGCAGCUGUUGCCUCAACUGCAACCCCUCCAUUCUCAAAAUAUCUCCAAUUUCUCACCACAUUUUGAAUUCAUAAUCUAAACCUCAAGAAACUUGAAGGGUUCAGAUAUCUCUCAAUCAUCAUCAAGAAAACACCAGCCUUCACCACCCUAAAACUCAUUACGGUCGCAAAAGCUACAUUCAACCCCUCUAUCCCAAGCUCUACAAACAAUCCUUAAAUUUACUCCAAUCUGACCAUGUCCGCCGACGCGCUUCCAAUCUCCCCUGGCGCCUUCGCAGAAGCUCUCAAAGACCUCCCAAUGUCCACCCUGCACCUCAAAGCCGCCGAGCUGCGCAAUUCCAUCGCACAUCUCGAUUAUUCUAAUGAGCAACUCAAGCCGUUUGCGGAAGGGAGAGCUCCUGAAUGUGUGGAUGGGAAAGUGGAUGAAGACUGGUAUGCUACUUUAUCUCAGACUGCUUCAACGAGUUAUGGAUAGGCGGAGAAGGCAAUCUUAGGAAUAGCUGUUGACUUGGUUCUGAUAGUGUCGAUGCGAUUCGCGAAAACGAGGCCGUAAUAACCCGCAUGGAGACUCGUAUAUCUCUUUUACGCACUGAAAUCGAGAGUAGAGGCGGAGUCUGGGGUGAAUAUGAAGCCGGCGCCGGAUCCAUACCAGAAGCCGAUGUAGCAACCCCUGCGCCUGCAACAAACGGAACAGCUCCUGCUGGUGAAGAAAGUAGGAGUAAUCCCUGGGCCGAUGGAACAUUUACUACUGGAAGGAUUGUAGGUGGUGAGGUUGUAAUGGAUCCUACACCAGCAGCUGCAACGGCACCAACCAAUGGCGAGUCAAGAUCGAAUGGAGUCUCGAGCACAAAUGGAACCACAACCACAACUACAAACACGGGAGGUACAUUAGACGACGAGACAUUACGUCGAGCGAUGGAAUUACGUAUGCGAGAAGAUGCUGGUGCGGAUGAUGAUGAUGAUGAGGGUGUGCAUCUAUAAGAUAUAACAAUCAUCAUUGAACGGACAUUGCACCUUUGAUAACCUUGGGAGCAUGGCUGUUCGACAAAAGUUUCGAUGCCGUCGACCACAAGAGGAGAUGUGUUGAGCAUUUCAUCGUCAAUGUCAACUCCUCGUUCAAACCAUCACCGUUUAUUCGUAUUUUGCAAGAUCAAAUUUUUGGCCCCAGGAAACGAGUUAACCAACCAUUGCACACAAACAAAUCACAACAGAAGAAAGUAUCGCUGGGGAAUUAUCCUGAACCGACUGCAUAACGUGAUACAUUUCAUUUUCAUAGUAUCCACAAACAACUAAAGAAUCACAAUCAUGGUGAUAGCAGUUGAUAGCCCCAAAACUGCUCCACUCUACCCAACUUUCACCUCACCGGUUACUACUCCAUCUCGCCACAUAGGUAUAGCCAAGAACCUCGAUAGGUUCAUGGAGUAAAUAGCCUCUAAGAACGAAUUAAAGAAGCGCGAAAAUUUGCAACAAAGAGGAGAAAGGAGGCAAAAAGAGAUACAGUUGCUGCUGCUACUCAAGAGAGUUAUAUCUAAUUCUUGAGUCUCACUCGAUGAAAUUGGAUAAUUAUACUGGCGAGCUCAGCAUGUUGUUGAAUUGUUGCCAAAACGUGAGUUAUCAAAGCAGCUGGUUCGAGUGUGGUAAUACCUUAUGUUGCACGUUGACUCGUUCGGGCGGGAUGGG